Molecule: messenger RNA, 2838 nt
Organism: Hyla sarda
Lineage: Eukaryota; Metazoa; Chordata; Amphibia; Anura; Hylidae
Gene: PIBF1
Product: progesterone immunomodulatory binding factor 1
Exons: 18
Coding region: 69-2324 (751 amino acids)
Biological process (GO): cilium assembly
Cellular component (GO): centriolar satellite
Source: RefSeq, a predicted model, not a curated record
UCGGUUGUGUUGUGGUCAGUGAAGCGGGUGUAGAGGCGCCAGAGAGCUCGAGGAGCCGGACACUGAAUAUGUCUCGGAAAAUGAACAGGAAAGUAAACAUCUCUAGCUCUCUGGAGUCUGAAGACAUCAGCCUGGAAACAACAGUGCCCACAGAUGACAUUUCCUCAUCUGAGGAGCGAACUGGUUCUACUAAGAUCACCAGACAGCUGAUCGAAAGGAAGGAGCUUCUUCACAAUCUGCAGCUUCUGAAGAUAGAGCUGUCCCAAAAGAACCUGAUGAUUGACAACCUGAAAGGAGAAUACCUGACCAAAAUUGAGGAGCUUGAAGAGAAAUUAAAUGACACUGUUCAUCAGAAACAGUUACUGGCUUUAAGACUUGAAACACAAACCAAAAUCCAGCAGGAAGACACCAGAAAAUAUCAAGAACAAAUGAAAAAAGAAAUGGAAACAAUUCUGUCGAGGCUCAAACAAUCGGAAGAAACAAAUCGGCAGCUGAGGGAGCGUGCAGGGAGUAUACGUCGUAGCUUACGUGACCUGGAGUUAUCUAAGGAAAACUAUGACCAUCUGAGUGGCCUUCCUGAGGACCAGCUCUCUAUUCCUGAAUAUGUGUCUGUUCGUUUCUAUGAAACCGUCCAACCACUCAAAAGUAAAAUAAGUGACCUCCAAAUGAAGAAUGAGAACCAGUUUGAAGAGAUGACUGGAUACAAACAGCAGCUGAAGACUUUGACAGAAAGUUAUGAAGAAGAGAGGAGAUGCCGCUCCGAGCUGGAUACAAGAUGUCAGAGGUUGACGCUGCAGCUGGCUGACACUAAAAAGCUCAUUCACCAGGGCGACUUUAAGAUAGAAAAUUAUGACAAAGUCAAAAGCGAACGAGAUUCACUUGAACGAGAAUUAUUAGAACUCCGGAGAAAGUUUGAAAUACUGGAGGCUACAAAUAAGACACAAUCGAAGGAAAGAAAUGAUUUAGCUCAGGAGGUCAGCACACUGCGACAGUCUGUUUCCCUGCUGCAAAAAGAUAAAGAAUUCUUAAACCGACAGAACAUGGAACUGAAUGUUCGCUGUGCCCAUGAAGAGGACCGCUUGGAGAGACUUCAAAGCCAGCUGGAAGAUGCUAAAAAAGCUAGAGAAGAUCUGUAUGAAAAAUAUGUAGCUUCUAGAGACCAUUAUAGAGCAGAAUAUGAAAGCAAACUGCGUGAUGAACUGGAACAAAUUAAACUGAAGACAAAUCAAGAAAUUGAUCAGCUACGUGGGGCUUCAAAGGAGAUGUAUGAGCGGGAAAACAGGAAUUUAAGGGAAGCAAAGGACAAUGCUGUUUCUGAGAAAGAGCGAGCAGUUGCUGCUGAAAGAGAAACGUUGGCUAAAUAUGACCAGAUAUUAGAACAAUUCAGACAGUUGCAGCUGGGUACAGAGAGCAAAAUGUCUGAGCUUCUUCAUCAAGCCAAGAUUAAAUCUUUUGAGGCUGAACGUGCCCACAUGGUAUUGGAAGAGACCACAGACAACCUACAGAAGUGUCAACUAGAGUGUGAGAAGUAUCAGAAAAAGCUAGAGGUUCUAACAAAGGAAUUUUACGCUCUUCAAGCCUCCACAGAAAAGCGAGUUACAGAGCUACAGGCUCAGAAUUCUGAACAACGCACAAGGCUGGAUACAUAUGAAAAGUUGGAACAGGAGCUGGAUGAUGUCAUAAUUCAGUCUGCACAAAUGGAAGAUGAAGCUGAAGCUGAAAGAGUAUUGUUUUCAUUUGGAUAUGGAGCGAAUAUCCCAACUACAGCUAAACGAAGGCUAAAGCAAAGUGUACACCUGGCAAGAAGACUUCUGCAGCUAGAGAGACAAAAUACCUCACUGACUAAAGAUUUAGAGCACCAGAAGGAGCAAGCUAAAAAAGUUUCAGUGGAGUUGGAUAGAACCAACUCCCUCUUAAGUCAAGUUCACCAGCCAUACCAAUACCUCAUUGAAUCCGUGCGUCAAAGAGACAUCCAAAUAGACUCUCUUAAGGACCAGAUUUCAAAACUUGAAAAAGAUGUGAGUAAGUUAAAUAAAGAAAAGUCUUCUCUACUCCGUGUCAAGAACCAAAUGGCGGCAGAUUUGGAGAAGCUCCUAAGUCAUCGAGAGGAGUUGGCUGAAAUGAAGCAAGUUUUACUUGGUCUUCAGAAAAAGCAACCAGUGGAAGUUUUAUCUCGCUCGAAAGAACAUGUGAGGAAUUGCACUACUAAAGUGGAACCUGCGUCACCAGAACCUGCAUUGCAGUCUUGCCAGGAUGUAAAUGUAUUUAUACCUCAACCAACUCUGUUUACAAAGAAGAAAGCUCCAGAAUGGUACAAACGAUGAGGAAGACCAUUCUUUCCACUGAAGCUUUUAAUUUCUGUUUUAUUUAAUCAUGUGAUAAUACUUAUUUUUUUAAUACUUUAUAUUAAAAAUUGGCAUAAGCCUUUCAAUAAAUACUAUCACAUUGUCAUAACUUAUGUGUAUCUUGACACAUAUUUUAAAUGCAUUAAAUCUGGUUGUCCGGCUGCACUCACAGUGCUCUGCCCUCAUGUACAGGCCUAGUAAACACCCUCUCAUGACAACAGUGCUAUAAAGAAUGUCCGGUCACUUAAAACAUGGUAAAAAAUGGGUCAGAAUGGUGUCAUAGAACACAUCUUUUGAUGAUAGCACUCAUCACCAAAAGAUUAUACUUUAUUAUAUUAGGAUAAAUGUAGACUGCAGGAUGUUACCUACCGUAUAUACUCGAGUAUAAGCCAAGUUUUUCAGCACGAUUUUUCGUGCUGAAAACACCCCCUCGGCUUAUACUCGAGUGAACUCUCCGCCUGUCAAUCCCUUCUCAGUGGUCUUCAACCUGCGG